Rhagoletis zephyria (snowberry fruit fly) is the source of this 767-nucleotide messenger RNA. RefSeq lists its product as uncharacterized. NCBI's taxonomy places the organism in Eukaryota, Metazoa, Arthropoda, Insecta, Diptera, Tephritidae. The record is from RefSeq and is a predicted model, not a curated record.
UAUGCAUUUUUUAUGCAAUUCUCAAAUAUCUCUUCGCUGAACUUAGUGAAGUGAUAAGUCGCUGGCAUUUUCAGCAUGGUCAACGCUAAACCAGCUUGGCUCAUCACGAUGGUCAACGCUAAACCAGCUUGGCUCAUCACGAUGGUCAACGCUUAACUAGCUUGGCUAUCACGCGGUGCUUUGAGCAUCGCUCCCACUCCACUCCCGGAGUACUUUUUGGUAUGGUAGUAAGCUCCGGCUUACAAGCCACACUGGGGCUCUGCAUGAAUGCAUCCUCAAAUAAAUCCCUGCUCAUUGCACAGCAGCCUACGGCAGCUAGAGCAUGACUCCUCCAGUGGAGUCGCCCCAGCUCAUUUCCACAGCAGCCUACGGCAGCUAGAGCAUGACUCCUCCAGUGGAGUCGCCCCAGCUCAUUUCCACAGCAGCCUACGGCAGCUAGAGCAUGACUCCUCCAGUGGAGUCGCCCCAGCUCAUUUCCACAGCAGCCUACGGCAGCUAGAGCAUGACUCCUCCAGUGGAGUCGCCCCAGCUCAUUUCCACAGCAGCCUACGGCAGCUAGAGCAUGACUCCUCCAGUGGAGUCGCCCCAGCUCAUUUCCACAGCAGCCUACGGCAGCUAGAGCAUGACUCCUCCAAUGGAGUCCCCCCAAAUAAAUCCCAGCUCAUUGCACAGCAGCCUACGGCAGCUAGAGCACGACUCCUCCAAUGGAGUCCCCCAAUUAAUAUAUAUGGUCACCUUUAAACCUGGUCUCCCGCUCUCCCUCAGCU